AACUUCAACUACAUCAAUGGACACUAAGAUAAAGGCACUUGAGAAACAGGUGAGCAAAAUGGCGGAGCACAUUGACUAUGACUAAGAUUAUGGUCAAUGGAUCGCCUAAAAAAAACUCUACACACCUGAAGACUGCUGGAUUUAUUGACUCUCUCUGGUAAAUAACUUUUAAGCUGCACCUUGGAUAACUUUUACAUUUGAAUCUGAUCAUGAAGCAGUGAUGUGAGUUCUCAAGUGCUCCUGUUCAGUAAUAUUCAUAUCUUUAUUAUUUUCUUGCUAAAGCAACUGCCACUAUAGCUCAGACUGAGAUAUGUGUGAAUCUAUAUUGGUGCCCAGGCUUGGUUUUAGGUGGAAGAGCCUCAAUCUUCUUUUAUUGAUUUUCAUUUCCAUAUAUAUAAAGGAUGAGGCUAUAGAGUGGCUAUGCGGACUUAAGAGUCUACAUUGGAGAGUUCAAAUUCCCUGCAUGUUAGUGUAAAAGUUGUUAAAGUACUGUGUGAGUUUCACCAGGUUCAUAUAUUAAUAUCGCAUGUUGAUUUGUUAUCAUGCAUGCCUGCAUCCUGGGAGUAGGGGAGUGUGUACUUACGUUAUGCCCUGCGUGCUCGUGCUCAAAUCAUUUUGAUGCACUAUGAGAGGUAGGCAGGCUUUUUCUGUCAUCUUCAGAAAAGUUUGAUUCUUUUAAGCACAAAGUCAUACACACAGUGUUUUGUUCAUGAAUAAUGUUGUAUAUAUAGAGGUUACUCAUAAGUGGAUGGUAUUGUUAAGAUGCACUUGUAAUUGUACUUUUUAGGAUGAUAUCAACAUUCUGAAUUUAACAUGUGGUUAUAUCAGGCUAUUGUAUGUGUGAACGAUGGCUAGCUCCUCGAAUGAUCCCAGUCCCUUGUAUUGUGCAUCUGUUGUAGAAAGAGGCGACGAUUCGCAGAACAUAUGUGGCUCUACAAAAGUUUUAUUUCUCUUUUGGAUGCAGAUGCAGAAUGCAGAGAGUGAGUUCUGCUUGAUUAAAACUACCACACACAACGCAGAGUUACAGCGGUGCAGUACAGCACCGGCAUUAGCUAGUGGGAAAACCCCCUUUUAGAUCUUUACAUGUUUCCUUUUGGGGUUUAGUAUAGUUCAGGGUUCAUAUUGUUUGUUUAUGCUCGGGGAGAUUGAGGAGAGUUCAACACGUGGGAAAAGGUACCACCCCAUCUUUACAAUAGGAUUCAGUCUGGAUAUCGGUUGGUCAAAGUGCACUGGCAGGUAACAGACUGUGUGUAUGUAAAUGGGAACAUUAGAGGGAGCCAUAACCCCAUUAAAAGGAAAGCACUACUGAAGUCAAUGAGCAGCAAGGUUGACUCACUUUUUCCCCUGAUGCCAAUCAAAUUAACGUGAUGAGGGACAAGGUUGAUGAUUGUGGCUUAAGAGAUCCUGCUUUAAUCUGGCAAAAAUAGACAUGGUUUUUAGGGAUGCUGAUGGAGAAGGGGCUGCUGUUGAGGGUGGUCCCUCAAGAGAAUGUCUUGGGCUGCUAAUGAGUGCCAUCCAUUCCUCUGCAAUAUUUGAGGGACCUGAUUGGCAAAAAUGCUUUUCUUGCAACUCUCAAGGUUAGUUACACUUUUACACCAACAGACACAUUUGUUUAUGGCAAUAUGUAUGACUUGAGUAAGACAUUUGUUUUUUAUGUUAUGUAAUGUCCUUCAUUUACUGUUUGUCUUCGGUGUGACCGCACUCUAUGAUGGUGUAUACAAGCAGGAGGCCGCAUGAUUGCGGUCUGUCUGGUACUUGGGGGUGUAGAGCCACACAUUUUUUCAGAGAGGCUAUACAGGCAAGUGUGUCGCCUACAACCUCCUGUGCCAAAACUGAAAGAAAUUGCGGAAUAUGACUCAGAGAGAAAUUGGAGAAGAUCCAGCACAAACUGUUGACGAGGCACAGGAAGCGGUCAUAGAGGCCACCAAACAACUGGUCAUGUUGGGUUCAGUGCGAUACAUUCGUACAUUGGAGGAGAGGGAUGCCCUGGUGGAGUCAGCUACAAAGUUCUAUUUAGAAAGCAGGCUACGGGAUGCUGUAGAGCAAUUCAAAGAGGGUCUGGAGUGUCUAGGUCUCGUGCCUUACAUGAAUAGACCCUCAAGCCUCUUCAGAGAGGUUUUCAUCUACGCUGAGAAGCCUCUUUUGGCCAAAGACAUAGCUUCUCUCUUCAAAGCAGGGCUCUCCCCACCUGGUACCAAUCAAAGAGCAAUAGAGAGCAGAGUCGUAUGUUUCUGGAGGGACUGGCUGCUGGAGGUGGAAGAGGGGAACGCAUACCCUUUAACCCUGGAGAAGGUUAUCAUUUUCACUUCGGGGGCUUCAGCCAUUCCAAGGCUGGGAUUCCCAGCGGAGCCACAGCUACAGUUCUUACACAAACAAGAGAAGGAGGCUGCCAGGAUCUUCCCGGAAGAAAAUACAUGCAGCAUUAUUUUAAGGCUGCCAAUACACCCAACGUAUGCAGUCUUCGGGGAAAAAAUGGAGAGUGGACUUCUACAAUCACCAACAUUUGGUGUCAUUGUCAAAGACUCCAGUCACCCUAGUCAUACUGUUUUCUCUGCUACCGCAGGGCAAGUGGUACCGGAGCACCAAGUCUAGCUACCCCCAAGCCAUACAACUACUAAAUAUUUAAUCAAAUGGCUACCCAGACUAUUUGCAUUGCAACCCCCUCCUCUUUCACACUGCUGCUACUCUCUAUGCCUAGUCACUUUAAUAUCUCUACCUACAUGUACAUAUUACCUCGACUAACCGGUGCCACCGCACAUUGACUUUGUACAGGUAUGCCCUGUAUAUAGCCUCACUAUUGUUAUUUUACUG
This is a messenger RNA of Oncorhynchus masou masou (cherry salmon), 2811 nucleotides long. Its product is annotated as G2/M phase-specific E3 ubiquitin-protein ligase. The coding region runs from base 1852 to 2592 and encodes 246 amino acids. The record is from RefSeq and is a predicted model, not a curated record. Lineage: Eukaryota; Metazoa; Chordata; Actinopteri; Salmoniformes; Salmonidae. The transcript is spliced from 4 exons. Gene Ontology annotation, molecular function: ubiquitin-protein transferase activity.